UUUGAAAGCUCAGUCAAAUGGCUAAGGAAACUGAAAAGUUCGGCACCUGAGCCUGAAAUCGGGUCCGAACUUGGAUCUAGCCCGUCUGUCAUGUCUAUUUUAGGGGUAAAUAUUUUACCCUAAGGUAAAGCAAUUAGGCGGGAAAGUUAAAGCCCUCAAAACAACAUUUUUCACACUGCAAUAACAAUUUUCUCUCAAAAUCCGAUUCUCCUCAUCAACUUAUCGGCGACCAGCGGUUUACGACGAAGGAGAAAACGACGUCGACAUGGAAAUAGUAGCUUCAGCGCCGGAGUUGACGUCGGAAAUGGAGCUCGUACGUCGUAAGCUCCGUCAACGGUGGGAGUUAGCCUCUGUUUUAAACUUUCUCAACGUUUUUGAGCCGGUGCUCGAAAUCAAAUUGAAAAUUUCAGCUGAGGAGAUAGAAACAGCCCUCAUUGAGCCAAAUGAUACUCUUGCUCAGCUGCAUAUCAUGCUUCUGAAGGGGAUACCUCCUGUGAGUAAACUACUGAAGGAUUCGAAUCGAUGGGUGAUAGCAUUAAGCAAGAAACUUGAAAUGUGGUGGCCAUGGGUUGCUGAAGGGACUUUUCCAUUGACUGCAAAAAAGGGAGAGGAGAUGGCCACAUACAAGGCGCUCGAUCCGGCAGUUCGCCUGCUUAUUCUUAAAGCACUUUGUGAAAUUCGAGCUGAUCAAGAUGACGCCAUAUCUUACAUUAACCAUGAAACUAAAAGUAAAACUGAUGCUUCUGUUUUCCGUAAGGAGAAGCUUGGGGGCAAUGGAGAUGAAGUUUCAUUCUGGUAUGAUGGGAAUGAAACUAUUGGGCAUAGAUUAUACAAGGAAGUUUGUCAAAUUCAAUCCAUGUCAAAGGUAAAGAAUAAGAAAAGCAUAUCAGCUAUCACUUCUCAGUGGGAGACACUUGCUACUACGUUUGAAGAAUUUCAAAAUUUUGUGGAAGAGUUCUCAUCAAGUCAAGUUAAAUGGGAAGCUGAUGUGGGCAAGGCUGUUGAAGCUCAUGCUAUUCCUGCUCUUCAGAAAAUUCAGAGGAAGAAAGAUAUGGCUCUGAAGCGACAGCAAAGACUCGUAGAAAGCUUAAGAAACCUUGCAGUUCCUCGUUCUUGCAGGAUUCGUAGGCCAGUCAAUUACAGAUGCGAUGAUUUUGAUAGAGCAAUCAAUGAGGCCAUACAAGUAACAAACAAACGGAAGGCAAUUGAAGAACCAACAAAUGAAACUCAACUCAGUGAGCAUGCGCCUAGGAUUGGAACCAUUUCCCUGGAUUCCUCUCCAGCAUCUAACUCCAUAAGCAGUGAUGCCACAGACAGUGAAACUGAGAGUGAUGGGCCUCAAGGAAGCAAUGAUGACGUUGAUGAUACCAGUGAUGAGGUUGAUGAAGCUGAUCUUGAUGAAGAUGAUACUGACUCAAUGAAGGAAAUUAACAUAGCUGGCAACAGAAAGCAGUCAAUGAAUGAGAAUAGUCGCUUGGACUAUAGGCCAAGCAGUUGUCGCUACAGUAAGCGGCUAGCUGGAGUUGCUGGCUUUGCUGUUCCAGAAAGUACUCAUAUAGGUGCGAAAAAUAGGUUGAGGCAAAGACCUACUGUCAAUACUGCUGCUGAGUCUGUUGUCAUUCCUGAUUCAGAAGAUGAAAACUGAUCAGGACGCACUUGUAACAGGAGGACAUGCCAUUAGAACCGAUCUCUAUUUUGGUACAGUUUCGGUGAUUAUCCUUCCGAGCCAAAUGAAUACGGCUUUUGGAAAAGCAAAUCGGUUGUUACCACCUUAGUCAUAAUUUUGCAUAUAUAGUAAUAGUAAGUGUCUGUAAACUUAGGGAAGGCAGAAAGUGUAGUUGUUUUGGUUCAAACAGUAACGUAGUUAAUGCUUCAUUACUUUUCUGUAAAAGCAAAUCAGUUGUCACCACCUUAGUCAUAAUUUUGGGUAUACGGUUAUCUAGCAACAUGGCUUCAGAAAAUUGUCUGUGAACUUAUGGAAGGCAGUAAGUGUAGUUAAUGCUUUCAUUAGUUUCUGUAAAGCCAUGUGCUUUUAUG
This is a messenger RNA of Nicotiana tabacum (common tobacco), 2037 nucleotides long. RefSeq names its product DDT domain-containing protein DDR4-like. Gene Ontology annotation, biological process: regulation of DNA-templated transcription. The record is from RefSeq and is a predicted model, not a curated record. NCBI's taxonomy places the organism in Eukaryota, Viridiplantae, Streptophyta, Magnoliopsida, Solanales, Solanaceae. Gene Ontology annotation, cellular component: RSF complex.